AUGUCAAACCUUCCCACCAAGGACGACAUCAAGGCCCAAGCCGUCGACGGCCGCCCCAUCACCCAAACCGAGGCUGCAGCCAUUGCUUCGGAAGAGUCUAGCUUGACAGGUGGUGGUCCCAUCAAGGGUGGCGCGGCUGCUACUGCUCAAAGUAUGCACGAUAGACAAAAGAACUUUUUGGAAAAGGCUGGCGAUGUUGUGAGGAAGGCUCCCACUGAGGCUCGGGCAAAGGGCGGACCUCCUGGAAAGGGAUCGACAGCUGCUGAUGUGCAGUCUGUUGCCGAUACAAAUGCUCAAGCAUAA
Messenger RNA from Fusarium pseudograminearum CS3096, 303 nucleotides. RefSeq lists its product as uncharacterized. The transcript has 2 exons. The record is from RefSeq and is a predicted model, not a curated record. Lineage: Eukaryota; Fungi; Ascomycota; Sordariomycetes; Hypocreales; Nectriaceae. The coding region runs from base 1 to 303 and encodes 100 amino acids.